GCCAACACAGCCGUGAGGAAACAUGUCGACAGGUUACUCUGCAAACCAGUUUGAAAGCGCUUUUAAGUCGCAAAAGCUCCAGAACUGGACCAUCCCAAAACAAUUCAAAGAGAGACCAUCAGCAGCAGAAGGCUACACUACAUUUAUAGCCACAGACCGUGGCCACCUUCUACCUGGUGUACAAACAAAGCAUCGAAGUGCGUGGCCAGCAUUCCAAGGCACAUGGGAUUUACCUCGUCGUAUUCCUCCUGUUUCCAUGAACCCCACUGCUCGCUCACAAGUGGGCCAGGACCGCCUCAGGACCUGGGGGCAGAUGAAAAUCACAACAAAGCAGCCUCACGAGGCCCCUGGGGACAGUCAGGCUAUAAACAGAAGCUCUCAUGAUGUGGUGGGUAUUUAA
Molecule: messenger RNA, 400 nt
Organism: Danio aesculapii
Lineage: Eukaryota; Metazoa; Chordata; Actinopteri; Cypriniformes; Danionidae
Gene: cfap126
Product: cilia and flagella associated protein 126
Exons: 4
Coding region: 23-400 (125 amino acids)
Biological process (GO): cilium organization
Cellular component (GO): ciliary basal body
Source: RefSeq, a predicted model, not a curated record